AUAGGGUGCAUGUUAGGUGGUUUGUACUGCUUUCUCUAAGGCGCCGGGAACAGAAUGGUGCAGCGGAGCACGCCUCUAUAAAAUUCACUUGCUCGCCAUCGGACCGAUCAGUUUUCGUUCGUCAGUGCACCGACGACGACACAACAUGAGACCAUCGUCGAUCGCCACACUUAUGUUACCGCUGGGCGCCCUGGUUGCGAUGCUGCCGAGCUGCGUGCUGAGUUUCCAACCCCACUUGCCCGCCUACUACAGCUCGACGGCCCAGUUCGUCCCCUCGGCCAGUUACGCGCCCCAACCAAAGUCCCACCACAAGAAAAAGGCCCAACAGCAGUUCUAUCAACCACAGGCCCAAUACUCGGCGCCGCAUUACAAUUACGAACAACCCCAGCAUCACCAACCAACCCCACAAGCGUCGCAACUUGAACAGUUGAGCACCUUGUCACAAAAUUCUCCUUCUUGGGGAGGCGCGGACGAGUCAUCGCACGACGGAUCGAGGGUUCAUUUCCACGUCAGUGGCCACAAAGGACCCAAAUCUUACAGAUUUGGAUAUGACACUGGCAAAGGGAAGGCGCGUCAGUUUCGGUACGAGGAGCGCGACGAGCAUGGCGUGACCCACGGCCGCUACGGCUACCAAGACAAGCACGGCAAGAUGCGUGUCGUCCACUACUCGGCCCACCCCAAACAAGGCUUCCAGGCCACAGAGGUCGAUCCCAAAAAGUACAGCAAAUGAUUAAUUCAACGUGUUUAAGUCGUACAAUCAUCCUUCAUCCACCAUUAACAAGAUAUCAGCUCUCAUAUUUUAUCAUAGUUUUUUACUUUUUCCAAUAAAUCUCAUCUUA
Molecule: messenger RNA, 839 nt
Organism: Neocloeon triangulifer
Lineage: Eukaryota; Metazoa; Arthropoda; Insecta; Ephemeroptera; Baetidae
Exons: 4
Coding region: 146-730 (194 amino acids)
Cellular component (GO): chitin-based extracellular matrix
Molecular function (GO): structural constituent of chitin-based larval cuticle
Source: RefSeq, a predicted model, not a curated record